AUGGAUCUGGCAGAGCGACAGUUACAAGAAAUGUUGAAUGAAUUGAAUUCAAGAAGCCAACUCACUGUUGUGCUUGAGUCGGGGUUCUACGCCUUAAUUUUAUUGAUGUUGUUUGUUGGAAACUUUGCCACUCUUUUUGUGAUUGCGUUCAACAACAGAAUGAGGACAAUCCCAAACAUGUUCGUUGCUUCUCUUGCCGUUUCCGACUUCUUGUUAGGGGCUCUUUCAGCUUGUCCUAUUGCUUUCACUGCAUUGGUCAAAUCUCGGUGGCCUUUCAACGACACAACAUGCCAGUAUCAGGGAUACGUCGCUAUAACUUUGGCUGUGACUUCAACACAGACGCUAGCAUUGACAGCAGUAAAUCGAUAUUUCCGUAUCGUUAGCCCGGCAAAAUAUCGCCGUUACUUCACCGAGAAGAAAACCCAAAUCAUGAUUCUUGCCUCAUGGUUCUAUUGUAUGUGGGCUCCAUUGCCGUAUCUCUUAAACGGCUAUAGGAUGGUGUUUCAUCCUGCUAAGUUCUUCUGCUAUCUUCAGAUCGAUAGCGGUCCUUUUACAGCAUUUUUAGUAACUGUGUACGUAGGAUUACCAACUUGUGUGGUAAUCUUCUGCUAUCUAAGAAUAUUCCAAACUGUGCGUAGUCAUAACAACAACUUCCAAACCACACAAGAGUCAUCUAACACGGUCAACGUAGAAGAGAUCAAAAUAACCCGCACGCUGUUUGUAAUUGUUGUCUUUUUUAACCUGUGUUGGACUCCAAUUUUGCUGAUAGACAUUCUGGAUACGAUUCGUGGGAGCUGGUCACUACCUCGAGAAGCUUACGUAGCAUACAGUUUUUUAGCCACUAUAAGCAGUGCAAUAAACCCUAUCAUUUAUGGAGUGAUGAAUAAGAACUUUCGGAGGGAAUAUCUAAAAAUUAUUCGCUGCACCUUUUUUCGCUCGCAAGUGGUCGUAGAACCAUUAAAUUCUAAGGCAAACCGAACCAUUACGGUAGUUUCAACCGUUUAA
This is a messenger RNA of Pocillopora meandrina, 1005 nucleotides long. The record is from the annotation of a GenBank genome assembly. Lineage: Eukaryota; Metazoa; Cnidaria; Anthozoa; Scleractinia; Pocilloporidae.